AACAGGGGUGCGGUGCUGCAUUUCCAGCGGUCAGUGUGCUGAUCUUGACGCUUCCCAGAGGGAAAAUCACGCAGUUUUACCUACAUUGGCCGGCCCAUUCAUCCGCCCAUUGAUUGUGGCGCACAGUACUUCCAGCAAGAAAGAAAAAAGAAAGAUCUGCGAGGAGCGUGACCGGUCCCAGUGAUCGCUGCCAGGCGCUGUUGGGCGAUGGUUUUCUUCACAUUGCUGGAAGGAGGGUAGAGAAUGGGUGUUUUCUUGUGGCGAUUUAAUGCCGCUGCCGGCGAUUUGCAAGGAAUUUACUUUGCGCUUGAGACUGGAGGGGGAUCCCUUUCGUUCUGGGCCUCUUCUUCUCUAGCAGUGGCUUGCUAGAUUUGAGAGGAAGAGUUGGAGCAUUCAUUCUGCUCCAGGGCCUCCCUAAGAUUCAAUGACGCUGCUUCUCGUUUUGCUGGCCGGUUGCUACGCUCUCACAUUCGCUGGCUCUCCAGGAGCGUCAGCGAAGGAAAUGCAAGCAGUCACCCGCAGCGAUGGAAUUUGCAAGGAGCUCGUCGCUCCUCACGGUUUCCACUGCGAGGAGUUCAUGAUCCAAACUCAGGACGGAUACCUUCUGGGACUGCAAAGAGUUUAUCGCAAGAUACAGAAGAGUGGUCGCACAGUUAUCCUCUACCACGGCAUUGACAAUGGUGGAGAUAUCUGGCUGCUGAAUCCUCCGAGACAAUCUUUGGCGCUCAUGCUUGCGAAUCGAGGGCACGAAGUCUGGAUCCCAAACACGAGAACGAGCACGUAUAGCUACGGCCAUGUUUCGCUCAGCAAAGAUGACAAGAUGUAUUGGGACUGGAGCUUGGACGAGCUCGUGAAUUACGAUCUCCCAGCAGUGGUGGAGCAAGUUACUGCCAAAAGUGAGACGCAAAAAGUUGACUUUGUUGCGUAUUCCCAGUCUUCUCAAGCGUUGUUGGGAGCAUUCUCCGAGGGCAAAUUGGUGGAUCAAAUCUCCAAGGCAGUGAUGAUAGCUCCUGUGGCUUAUGUCUCGCACACAACCAGUCCAAUUGCUCUCAUAGCUACCAGGUUUAAUCUUGGUCUAGUUCUCGUCGGCCUCAACAUCUACGAAUUCAAUCCCAGAUCGACUUCUGGAGCAAAGAUCCUGGAAACUCUGUGCGUCACGGUCAACAUUUGCGAGAGUGACAUUCUAUCACUGAUAACAGGCCCCAAUUGCUGCGUUGACGACACAAGGAUGGGAUUUAUAAACAAAUACGAGCUCCAGUCGACCUCUGUCAAGAAUUGGAACCAUCUGGGACAGCUGUUCCAGAAGAAAAGCUUCACCAAAUUCGACUAUGGCGAGAAGGAGAACCAGGAGCGCUAUGGCACGAAAGGAGUGCCAGAGUACUUGCCCUCGAGAAUUCCCACGGAUAUCCCGAUGAUGCUCAUCCACGGCGGGAAAGAUGCUCUGGCCGAUCCAGACGACGUCCACAGGCUCUUGGGCGAGCUCAAACAAACUCCAGAAAAGGUCCUCUUCUUGCCGCACUACGCCCACUUUGACUUUGUUCUUGGGACAAGCGCGAGCAAAGACGUCUACGAGGGCAUCGUCAACUUCUUGGAAUCGUGAAGGGUUGACCAAGACGUGGACUUGUUCACUGGAGUGUUGACUGUAUUAGUCAACUUGCUGCUAAAGACGCUUAUCAUAAUAAUGUCGAUGUAGUAUAGUGGUGAGUAUUUCCGCCUGUCACGCGGACGACCCGGGUUCGAUCCCCGGCAUCGGCGAAUAGCACAGCUUUUGCGCCUUUCACGAACAAGAAGCGAUGUUUUUCCUUUCA
This is a messenger RNA of Selaginella moellendorffii, 1808 nucleotides long. Its product is annotated as triacylglycerol lipase 1. Gene Ontology annotation, molecular function: hydrolase activity, acting on ester bonds. The transcript has 8 exons. Gene Ontology annotation, biological process: lipid metabolic process. Bases 425 to 1600 code for a protein of 391 amino acids. The record is from RefSeq and is a predicted model, not a curated record. Lineage: Eukaryota; Viridiplantae; Streptophyta; Lycopodiopsida; Selaginellales; Selaginellaceae.